Molecule: messenger RNA, 1455 nt
Organism: Colletotrichum scovillei
Lineage: Eukaryota; Fungi; Ascomycota; Sordariomycetes; Glomerellales; Glomerellaceae
Exons: 1
Coding region: 1-1455 (484 amino acids)
Source: RefSeq, a predicted model, not a curated record
AUGGGAGGUUCUGCCUUCGCAUCUGGGGAUGACCCUCUGGACACACCACGAAUGCCCGCCGCAGUGUACGAACGAGCCAAGGCCGAAUGUUUCGCUGCACUGCGGGAGCUGUACCUCUGUGUGGCUAGCCCUAUUGAAGGACCCGAGAAGCAAGACUAUGGAGACAUUGACAUCCUAGUCGCCUGGGAGAGAGCACCCUUCAUCGGGAAUUGCGGUGGGAAGAGAGCACCAAAGUCAACUCCUAGACGACAAGAAGAACGGGAAGAUGACGAAGCGUGGUUCGAGAUGGCCAACGACUAUGGCGAGGGACAGGAAAGAACACCGGGCCAUUCAAUCUUGUCUAAGGACGAGGCACGCAAGGCCAUCUUUGCCGCCCUCGGUGCCAAGCGCGCCAUCUACAAUUCCGGGGGCGACAACUAUGCCAUCCCAUGGCCGGUAACAGAUAAGGAGAUGGAUGCAGAUGAACCCAAGCGGUUUAUCCAAGUCGACGUAACCAUCUGCAGUUCACUUCAGCAAGUACAAUGGCUUCUAUUCAAGCACGCCCACGGCGAUCUUUGGAUCAUCAUGCAGACCAUCAUUCAACCACGCGGGUUGACUGUGGACGACUACUCCAUGUCACUGCGGAACAACGAUAUUGAAAGAUACGAGAGAUACAGUAAGAAGUGGUCCAAGGUGCAUGUCUCGAGGGACCCUGCCGAGGUACUCGUCUUUUUGGGCCUUAAUGUGGAGAGGUUCUCGGAGCCCUUUGCGACUCGAAACGAGAUGUACGAGUACAUUGCAUCCUGCCGGUUCUUCUGCAUCGAGACCAAUCACGGCCGACACAACUACCCCGACCCAACGAACCCGGCAAUGAUCAUGGAGCUUGUGGAGUCAGAGGGCAAGGGUAACAACAUCAUGGACACUGGCACCGCGGGAGAGCCCGCGACGAAGAAGCUCAAGAGUAGGAACAAGAUAAAACGGCCCGCCUUCCGCCAAUAUUUUGACGAAUUCCUCCCACGCUGCCGAGCAGAGGGACGGUACGCGGGACGACCGGAUCUAUACUACUGGGACGUUCACCAACAAGCCUUUGCCAUUUGGGGCAACUUUCAACCCAUGAUGUCGCGCCAAUGCAUGCGGCUCAUCAUAAGCCUCGGGGAGGACAGGGUUCGGGCAAAGAUCAAGGAAGUCUGCCAAAGAUUGGUCCCUGGCACAGAUGCUAAGGACAACCAGUACCGCGGCUUGCUGAACAAGGCGUUUAAGAAGAUCAUCAUAGACGGUGACCUGUCAUAUGGCGUCAAGCCAGAGGAGAACGAGGAAUUCAGGGACGGCAUGGGUCAGAUGAUUAAGGUCCAGCCCGAGAAGUUCAUUCUCAAGCAUCACGAGGAGGUUGGGAAGGCGGCUGUAGCUGAGCACGAGCGGAAGUUUGAGGAGCAUAAACGGUUGAAGGAGGAGCAGAAGACCAACAGCAUUCUCUGA